Molecule: messenger RNA, 3481 nt
Organism: Daphnia pulicaria
Lineage: Eukaryota; Metazoa; Arthropoda; Branchiopoda; Diplostraca; Daphniidae
Product: putative ankyrin repeat protein RF_0381
Exons: 2
Coding region: 204-3170 (988 amino acids)
Molecular function (GO): protein binding
Source: RefSeq, a predicted model, not a curated record
UGCUCGACGUUUACAGAAGAAAAGAAGCUGCACAAGUGGCUGCUCUAAAAACAUCACACCCAAAUCAGUUCAAGUUGGGGAAUUCGAAUACAAAAACUGUAGUGAUCGAGAGUGUUCGUCUUUGAAAAUAAUCCACGAAAAUUAUUUGUAAUGCGGCGAUUUGAUUUCUAUUGUUUAAAAGAUUCAGAAGGAAAACAAUCGACAUGUCCUUUGCACCCUUUGCAUCGUGCGACCUGCCAACAGGAAAACUCUUUCUCAGGAAGUUGCUCUAUGUUCAACAUGUGGAUAAAGCAAAGGAUGUGACCACUGAAAUAUCCGAAUUAGACUUGAAAAUCAAUGUCUUGGACUAUAGCCUCAACUUUCGCGAUAAGGAUUUGGAAUUCCCGCUCAAUAAAAAACAGGUUUCCGGCCAGUCUAACCUGGACAUUUUGAAGGAUUCUCUACCAGACUUUAUCAACAACGUCUGGGUCUACUCCAAUCCUCUAUUUCAAAUAUUUCCAGUCGUUCCAGUCCGUUCUGGGUUGUUUCACGCCUACGUCGUUUUCACAACGAAUAAAAUACCCUCGUCGCCGUCCAGUGAAAUGUGGUGGUCGCUCGAGAAGAAUGGCAAGUACAUAAUUCUGCAACAAUCGCCCAAUAAAUCGGACAUCAUAGACACAACAUUCGAUGUCAACCAGGGAAAAAUUGGACCGCGACUUUUGCCAGUGGAAGAACUGGAAAGGGCAGAAGGCAACCACCGAUCCCUUGAAAAUUUAUUGGAAUCUCUACUGUUUAGCAGUCAACUGGACAUUCCUUAUCACCUUUUUAUCGCUAAUUGCCAGAGAUUCGCAUCCUACGUUUUCGAGAAAGCCAACGGCGAAAGGAAAAAAUGGACGUCGGGAACGAGUGGGUCAGUUCCAAAUGAAAAACAAACUCUCUUCGGUGUCAGUGCGGAUACAAUUAGAUACAAAUCCUUUCUACAAAAUGAACUGAUUCCAUUUUAUCACGCAAUUGUCGAGAAGGAAGAAAUGCCCGUAUUCAAGAGUAUUUUGGCAAACUACACCAGCGAAUCAAUAAAUAAGAUAGACUCUCAGGGCUACACUCUGCUCGAGUGGGCUGAAGCUUUUUCAAGGGAAGAUGUCAAAAAUUAUUUGAAAACAGAGAAAGGCGCUGUUCAAUCGGAAUUAUUCCACCGCAAUGUCUUCUUUAUAGCUCUACAAUAUUUAGAUUCACAAGACGAACUUAAUGAUCCCAAAUUAUCUUUCGACGGAAUUGACAUCACCAGCGUGAAUGGAACAGGUGACACGGCCCUGCAUUGUGCGAUAUACGGAGAGAAAUGGAAAUUAGCCAAGAAAAUUCUCGAAGAAAUGGAAAAAUUUGCAAUGCCAGUCGUUGACGCAAUCAAUCACAUGGGAGAGACGGCGCUUCAUCUGAUAACCAAAUUGAAUUGCCCAAUUGAAACGUUCAAAAAUAUCCUCGGAAAAAUCCCUCGAGAAAAAGUUGACAAGGCCGACAAAAACGGAUGCAACGCCUUUCAUUGGGCAACUAUAAUAUGCUCACCGAAGAAAAUGAAAUUACUAUUAAAGAAAGGGGCAGAUAUCGACGCCAAGACAGUAGACGGACACGCCGCCAUUCACUUGGCCUUACAGGGCGAGUUGAACAUGACAAGCAAACACCAAAUAGUAGAACAGCUGUUGAAGUACAAAGCAGGGAACACUACAGAUACGAUUGAUUGUACACCACUUCAUCGUGCCGUUAUGUGGAACGACAUUUCGCCCAAACUGUUUCAGAAAAUAUUGGACAGGUAUCGUGAUAAUGUUACGGCGCAAGACAACGAAGGGGACACACCUCUUAUGGUGGCAUUAUACAAUCAAUCGGAAACUAAAGUGAAGGAACUGCUGAAAUACUCACAAGUUAAUGUCAAGAAUAAAGCCGGUUGGACAGCGUUACACUAUGCUGCAAUGUGGCCAGACAUGCCAGUUGAUUUGUUCAAGGAAAUUCUUGACAAAUCAGACGAUGCAAAUGCACAGGACGACAAAAGAGAUACACCACUUCACUGGGCAUUACAAAACCAAUCGAAAGGUUCAGCUUAUCAACUUUUACAAUUAAAAAAUGUGGACGUUAAUAUAAAAAACAACGAUAAGGAAAUGGCGAUUCAUUUAGCAGCUAACUGGUGGGAAAUGAUUCCUGCCAAACUCUUUCGAUUAAUAAUGGAUAAGACCAAUGAUAUCAACGACGUAACCUAUAAUGGAAACACUGCACUCAUCAUGGCGUUGAUGAAAAGAUCUGAACUUAAAGUCAAGGAACUGCUAGAGCAUAAGAAAAAUGUGAACGGCACUUUUGUUGAGGUGAUAAACGUCAAUGUCAAGGGUAGCGAUGAUUUCACAGCGCUUCAUUGGGCCGCUCGGUGGCCAAAUAUUCCAAUCGACUUGUUUAAGACAAUCUUAACAAAGUCCACUGACAAAAUCGCCAAGGCGAAACACGGGAUCACCCCGCUUCACUGUGCUCUAGCGAAAAAAUCGGAAAAUGCAGUUCAAGAACUACUGAAACAAGAGGCUGUUGACGUCGUCAACGUCGGGAAUGACAAUCAUCGUACAGGGCUACACCUUGCUUCUAGGUGGCUGGACAUCCCAAAUGAUUUGUUUCAGUCAAUUUUAAAUAAAUCAACCAACAUCAACGCGCAAGACAAGGACGGCAAUACUGCUUUACACUUGGCGGUGCGAUUCAAAUCUACAAGUACAGCAAAGAAGCUACUAGAAAUAGUGGACGUUAACAUAAGGAAUAUUGGAAUGGGGUCGAUACUACAUUUUGCUGCUGUAUGGCCAGAAAUUCCGUUAGAUUUGUUCAGGGAAAUUCUGAACAAAACAGACAAUAUCAACAAUCAAGUCAAAGACGGGAGUACUGCUCUUCAAUGGGCAUUGAUGAACAAGUCAGAAACAGCAGUCCGAGAACUACUCAAUCAAAAUGUCGAUGUCAACAUCAAGAACAAUUAUCAACUUAUAGCAUUACAUUUUGCUGUUGCAUGGCCGGAAAUUCCAAUUGAUUUGUUCCAGAUGAUUCUACAAAAAACCGAGGACAUCAACGCGAAAGACAAAAAUGGGAAAACUGCCCUCGACUUGGCCUCAUACUAUAAAUCGCAAGAUUUAAUUCAAUUGCUAGAAGAAUUCGGUAAACUGUCACUCACAAGGUAAAAUAGAGGUGAAUGACCGACAGGAUAACGAGGUAAGCAAUCUGACACAUGCACCAACAAGGUGAACACUUUUCUGAUCGAUUUUAAUAUCAUCAAAGUUUCGAGUUUGUAUGUUGUUUUUAGAUGUGUACAAGUUUCCAAAUUUCAAACGGAUCGCGCAGAGGCAUUGUGUACCUACAAAUUGGGCUUUGACAUUGAUCAACAUGCCUGGCUAACUGGUGGUGAGCAGGAAGAGCGGACAAAGAAUGAUUGAAAGAUAAAGUUUCAACUGUACUUCAAUAACAAGAAGAAAGAAUAGAUUUACUGUGUAAA